CUUUGAGUUUACUUUGAAAAAGCUCCCAUAUGGAGUUGAGAGACUGGAGUUGGAGGAGUGUGUAGUGUGUUGUGUAGUGUGUUUAAUGACAGCUGUUUUUAAAGAGCGUGUGGUUUGUCUGUAUCUAGACCUGUACAGCUCCUGGACCGGGUUUAAUCCAGCAUGGAGAUGGCGACAUUCCCUCCCCAAGUACACGGAAAAGUAACUGCUGGCUUCAGGUUUGGGUCUUGGCUCCGACUGAGGGGUCUGUGACUUAUUAAUCUGCUCUGUUAAAGCAGGAUUUCUCUGUCAACAUGAGCCGAGACCCUGCGCACUAGUGCUUCUGUUUCACAAAGAUCUCCAGCUAAACUUUCAUACCUGUAGAAGACAAACACUUCAUGUGCGCGGACUGGAAAAGCGACCGAACACGAAGGAAAAGUCCGUAUCUGGUUUAUUAAACUAUUAAACAGUAGCAUGGAGAAGUUCCCCAUGAACAGCGGAGGUGGAGACGCGGAACGGGACCUGGAGAUCCAUGGGCGCUUGUCUGAGUGCAGUGAAAUCGGGGAGCCGCUCCGGGAGAACGGGAAAGCCGGAAACGGUCCGAACCGAACCGUGACCCGGGCGCACAGAUCCAGCCCCAGGAUGCUGGUCGCUUUGGACAUCUUAUGUCUGAUUGUGGCCUCUAUCCCUUUUUUUGCGUGCGAGCUGAAGACCGUGAAGCCUUACAAGAGAGGCUUCUUCUGCAGAGAUGAGAGCAUCACUUAUCCUUAUCUGAAGUCGGAGGCCAUCCCAGACAGCGUGCUCAUCACCGGAGGAAUCAUCAUUACAGGCCUAACAAUCGCUCUGGCCGAAUGUUACUGUGUGCGUUCCCGCCGUGUGAACUCCCGUGCCUUCAUAAGAAACCCCUACAUCUCCUCCCUCUACAAAGAACUGGGCAGCUUCCUGUUCGGCUGCUGCAUCGGCCAAUCGCUGACCAACAUGGCCAAGCUGAGCGUGGGUCGGCUCCGCCCCAACUUUUUAGCGGUGUGCAACGUGACGUACGAGUCACUGAACUGCUCACUGGGAGAAUAUUUGGAAAACGUGAAAUGUAACAGCACCCAGAAAGAGGAAGAGGAAGCCAGGAAGUCCUUUUUCUCAGGCCACGCCUCUUUCGCCAUGUACACAAUGCUUUACCUUGCUUUCUAUUUGCAGGCUCGGUUCUCAUGGCGUGGUGCGAGACUGUUGAGGCCGCUGUUGCAGUUCCUGCUGGUGAUGUUAGCCGUGUACACCGGGCUCAGCCGGAUCUCCGACUACCGCCAUCAUCCCUCUGAUGUCCUCACUGGCUUCCUGCAGGGAGGAAUCACUGCAUACUGGGUGGCGUUCCACAUCUCCUCCAUGUUUAAAACCUGUUCUGCAGACUGCUCGCCUAACUGUCUCCCCCUGGACAGCCCUCUGUCUCUGUCCAGUCGUCAGACAGAGUGCUAGCGACUAGUCGUGGGACACAGAGAUACACGGCGCUGCCUUGAUGUAUGAACCGAACCGAAUGACAUCAGUCGAUGGACACAAGCUUUGGGGAGGUAAAGGAAGAAGAGGAGGAGGAGGAGAAGAAUGUCCAGAGGACAAUGUCCGUACUCACAUAUACAUACCGACCCACUGCCUACAAGUCCCGCAUAAAUAAGAUAUACGACACAGAUAUUAUUUUUUGUUUUUUAUGUGAGCCUUUAUGUUUAUAUUUUACUUUAAAAAUCCAGCAAAUAUAUGUAGUCGAAGCUGCUAAUAAUUGUAUUAUUCCGUAGUGACACUUAUACAGGAGCCUCUGUGGAGUUAUGUGGAGACUCCACAGGUCAAUCACCUGCAGCUUAUUGGAGCAAUGCCACUUUGACGGACAGACGUACUGACCAAUCACGAGAGUUCUGUGGUUACAAGCGACACCGGGCUUCAUUUAUUAAACUUUAUACGAAUCCGUUUAUUUGUAGAACGUUUCACAGGACACGGUUACUUACUACAGAAAAACAAACUUGUAUGUGAACCUCGAACGAUUGUCUUCCAUUCCUGUAAUUAUCCAUGAUCGAGUUACUGCGAGUUUCAUUUGCAUAUUUAUUUCAGUUACACACUCAGUUACAUGUUACAUUCACACCAGAAAGUGAUUCCAAAACAUAAUCCAUAAAUUAAGACAAAAUAGGCUAGCCGAUUAAUUAGGACAUAAGUAUUGGCGCCCUGUAAAAGGAAGAAGAGUUUGUGUGUGUGUGUCUGUGUGUGGUUAGCACCUGAUGCUCUGCAAUAACUGAGUUGCAUUAAUGGAGGAUUGUAAAGGAGGUGAUUUAGUCACCAUUUCUGUCCUUUUCAGGUUUUGAGCUUUUUACCUUUUAUGGAGAUUUGUGGGCGUGGUCAAAUAUAAACGUUCUGUUCGUAAUACAAGAGUAAAACACGUUUAAUAGACAGGUUUAAUAAAUGAGGCCCAGUGUAUAAAGGGUGCAAUAUACCCGUUACAGACUUGUCUUUUCUUGUCUUUUUUUUUUUUCUAUUUCUUUAAAUUUUUUCUUUUAAUAUAUAUACACAUAUAUUUUUAAUUCUUUUUAUUUCUUUUCUUUUUCUUUUUGUUUUAUUUUUACCUCUUAACACUUCAAAUUUUCUUAAGUUUUUCUGUACAUAUUUUUUCUUUAUUUAUUUUCAUUUUUUCUUUUUUUAAUUUCUUUCCCUUUCUUUUCUUUUUCUGUUUUCUUUUGCACUUUUCAUUAUUGAUGAUCCAGCAAGUUCAAUUUUGAGACAAGAGAUUCUUUCUUUCUUUCUUUCUUUCUUUCUUUCUUUCUUUCUUUCUUUCUUUCUUUGCUAGGCAGCAGUGUGACUGAAAUGAGACAGGGCCGGUCUCUCUCUCUCUCUCUCUCUCUCUCUCUCUCUCUCUCUCUCUCUCUCCCUCCCUCCCUCUCUCUCUCUCUCUCUCUCUCUCUCUCUGUGGUGUUGAGCAGGCAGACCACUGAACACUAGCGACCUGCUCGAACCUUUGGCACUUCAGCUGCAGGACUGAACUCUGAAACAUUAGCACGUGGUAUUUCAGUGGAAUCAUUUCAUCAGUGUUUAUUUUUCUCUUACUGUGGUCAACCAUUCACCUUCUCCCAGUUUCACAAGGUGGUGAUUAUUCAGAAUAAAACUGUAUAUACAUCAUUUUAUAUAAAGAAAUCUAUCCAGAGUUUGUAGACGUAUUAGCACCAUGGUGUUAUGUGUAUGUCAGAUGCUUGUUGUAUAAAUAGUGACUGAGCCAGAGAUAUUGUAUUGUCAGAAAGCUAUAUUUUAUGUUUAUAGUUUUAUAAACGUUUUUGUUUGUUUUGUCUGUGAAAGCCACUGAGGCUAAAAUAACCACUGUAUUAAUAAAACCAAACCAAUAAAACGAAUGUGCAACUAUUA
This is a messenger RNA of Tachysurus vachellii, 3360 nucleotides long. RefSeq names its product phosphatidic acid phosphatase type 2D (gene ppap2d). The transcript is spliced from 6 exons. Bases 454 to 1443 code for a protein of 329 amino acids. Gene Ontology annotation, molecular function: phosphatidate phosphatase activity. The record is from RefSeq and is a predicted model, not a curated record. NCBI's taxonomy places the organism in Eukaryota, Metazoa, Chordata, Actinopteri, Siluriformes, Bagridae. Gene Ontology annotation, biological process: phospholipid dephosphorylation; phospholipid metabolic process; signal transduction.